GAAUCCAGUUCCAAACCCAUCGCCCCCACACUCCUAUCGCGUCGCAUAUAUAUAUAUAUAUAUAUAUACUCCUACACAUCACCAGGAGGUUGCGACCAAGCCAAGUACGUAGUACGCUAGCUAGCUACCACGCUGCUGCACCGGCGACCGCGCGCGUGGGGUGCAACGACAUAUAUAGAUCAUAUGGUGUCGACGCUGCAGUCCACGGCGGCGCUCCGGCCGGAGGCCACCACCAGCAAGCGCGCGCCGUGGCUCUCCCUCGUCGGCAGCGCCGUCGCCUCCUCCACCACCACCACGGGUUCCGCGCCCAACGGCAAGAAGCGGAAGCGGGACGGCAGCGACGAAGACGACUGCGGCGAGGUCGUGGACGGGAUCGAGCUCAAUUUCGACGCCGCGCCGCUGCCCCCCGAGUGGCAACGCUGCCUCGACAUCAAGUCGGGGCAGAUCCACUACUACAACACGAGGACGCAGAAGCGGACGUGGAAGGACCCCAGGGGGGAGCCGGAGUACCGCGCCGCCGCCGAGGAGGAGGAGGAGGAGGACUCCGCGAAUUGCGCGCCGCCAGGGCUGGACCUGGAGCUGAACCUCACGUUCGAGCCGCGCCGGGCUGUGGCCCACGAGAAGAAGAGGCCCAAACCCCCCGCGGCUAAUAAGGCGACACAUGACCGUCGUCGUCAGCCCGCGGAGGAGGCCGAGGACAGCAGCAGCGGCAGCAGCAGGGAGAUGGUGGCCGGCGUGUGCAUGCGCUGCCACAUGCUGGUGAUGAUGUGCCGCGCCAGCCCGGCGUGUCCCAACUGCAAGUUCCUGCACGCGCCGAGCCGCCCCGUCGCCCCGGAGCCGGAGCCGGAGCCGCCGGUGCCACUGCUCAAGCUCGGCCUCCAGCUGCUCUGCUGCCGGGACUAGCUGGCUGGCUACAUACGCUGCAUGCCCCACCGGCAGCGUCGAUCAUCAAAUCAAAUUAAACGGGAGCGCGUCGUCCGACCGACCUACCAUGGAUGGUUCUAUUCUAUACCGUGCUCCCCCCCGGCCUAGCCAUGCGUGGAACGAAGUGGAACACAGUAGAGCGCGCGCGCACGUGUGUGCGUCCGCAUGUGCAAGGGGUGGGGUGGAGGGGCUCAGGAUCACGUUACGUAAUUAUAUUAGAGGCAGCGUAAU
Messenger RNA from Zea mays, 1155 nucleotides. Its product is annotated as WW domain containing protein expressed. Lineage: Eukaryota; Viridiplantae; Streptophyta; Magnoliopsida; Poales; Poaceae. The record is from RefSeq and is marked validated. Gene Ontology annotation, molecular function: protein binding.